Molecule: messenger RNA, 2345 nt
Organism: Vespula pensylvanica (western yellowjacket)
Lineage: Eukaryota; Metazoa; Arthropoda; Insecta; Hymenoptera; Vespidae
Exons: 5
Coding region: 74-1057 (327 amino acids)
Molecular function (GO): 8-oxo-dGDP phosphatase activity
Source: RefSeq, a predicted model, not a curated record
GACACGUAUCUGACGUAUCUUAUGUUCAAUGGCAGGAUUUUUUAUCACAGCUGGCUGACGAGGUCGAAACAUCAUGACGGAUAAUCAUACGGAUCCAAUGUCACGUUUAUUGAAACUUGCGAAUAAAGUCAAUUGCUUUUAUCUGUCAGGGUUCCAUGCAGGCGAAUGCAGAGCCUUUGUCGUAGAUGGACAGCAAGUAGGUCUUGUUAGGCCAGAUGUGAUGAAAGAAUUAUUAAAUCAUCCACAAGUAUUUCAAGUACAUCCGGAAUAUGUACAAUUAAAUCCUGCAUUUCGAGAUUAUGCAGAAAGAAGUGCUCGUGUGGAAGAAGUAUUACGAAAGUGGAAGGCCGAUGAAAAAUUUAUUACAUUACAUGGUUGGAGAGAAGAAUAUUAUGAAGUUCGUGCUCAGUUUAAUACACAACCUUUAUUUAAAAUGGAUCGGUCUGCAACGUGUCUAUUUGGAAUUCGUAAAUAUGGUGUUGAUAUAAAUGGAUAUGUUAUGGAUCCUAUAAAAGGAUUGUCAAUAUGGUUACAAAAGCGUAGUCCUAAUAAGCAAACAUGGCCAGGAUAUUGGGAUAAUAUGGUCAGUGGUGGAUUAAGUGUUGGUUUUGGUAUUAAUGAAACUGCUAUAAAAGAAGCCGGAGAAGAAGCCAGUAUCCCUAAUAAUCUUAUUGAAAAAUUAAAAAAUGUUGGAUGUGUUUCAUUAUUCUUCGAAAGUGAAAGAGGAUUGUUUCCCAAUACAGAAUUUGUUUUUGAUCUUGAAUUGCCACCAGAUUUUGUCCCAAGUAAUAGUGAUGGAGAAGUAGAGACUUUUGAAUUGCUUCCAGUAAAUGAAUGUUUAGAAAGGAUAGCUUCUACAAAUUUUAAAACUACGUCAGUACCAGUGGUACUUGACUUUUUAAUUAGACAUGGAUACAUCACUGCAGAGAAUGAGCCUAACUUCAUACAAAUUAUGGAACUCCUUCAUGUUCCACUGCAAACCAUGUACAAUCAUCCUUUAAAAAGAUGUAAAAUUACUGCCAAUGGAGAAGCAACUGAAGCUCUAGGAAAAGUUUAGGUUUAAUUAGAUAAUUAUUUUUCUGCAUGAUUAAAGUUGUUAAGCAACUAAAUUUUUUGUUUGAUUUGGAUUGGCUUUUUAGUUUGAAUGCGUAAUCAUGUUCUUCUUUUAAACAAUCAAAAAUAUGUAUUUACCAACUAUAUUUAUUUCAUAUUUUAACUUUAUAUCUUCGCCUUCAGUAUGACAAUUUAAUUUUGUUUUCAAAAAGUUAUAUGUUAAUGUGUACUUUUUUAGGUUGAGCAUAGACUAAAAAUAUUUUAAAGAAUUAAUGAAAAUGUUAGAAAAUUAAAUUUAACUAGCAAUACGAUUUUUAUAAGAUAUGUUAACAAAUAAUGGUUUCCUUUGUUCUAAUUGGAAUUUCAGAUGAUAUGUAGAAUUUUGCUAUUUUAAAUGUUUUUAUUUUCAUAGAAACCAUUAAAAUUAAAAUAUAUAAAAUUUCAAUUUGUUCAAUAAUUGAUCGCCCACAAAUUAAUAUAUUUUAUCAACUUUCUAUGUUAUUUAUCACAAUAUCUUAAUAAUCAUUUUUAUUAAUUUUAACAUAAUCAUAAAAUUGACGUCCCUAUGUUGAAACCAAAGUGUUGUCAACGCAGCAUUCCAAUGAACAAAUUUACUAUUAACAUUUAAGUUUUAAAUAAUAGACGUUUCAAUCCUUUUUCAAAUUUAAACUGCAUUUUUUGUUCAAAAAGUAAGUCCAUGCAUAAUGCCAUCGCAGAAAAAUCCUAAUACUCCACGUAGAAUUAAGAUGAAAUCCAUUCACAGUAUUAUAAAAGUGAAUGUACGAUAUAGCAUUUUUAUAUGUCUGAACUUUGAAGGCAGUUCAUGUGCAAAUAUGUGUUCUAUACCCGGACUUUACUAUUAAUAAAAAAUGAAUAGAUUUAGCAUUUUCAUCUAACUUUUUUCAGAAAGGGAACAAAAAUAUUUGUAUUAUUUAUCAUAGAUAGUCUAGAUAGAUUUUUAAUUGAACACCAAGUACUGCUGAAAUUCUGAUCGAAUUUAUAUUAGCAAAGAAUUAUUGACUGUAUAAAUGGAAAGCACAAUUCUAUAGUAUAUUAUUUUUUUGUAUUGAUUAAAGAUAGACAUUCGUUUAUAAAACCGCGAAAAUAAUUUUCAAGCAAAGUCUAUGCGCUGGAAUGUAUUGGAUAAUACAUUUGUAUGUCUUCUUAGUACACAAUUUUUUUUUCAAUCAUUUAUUUUGUUACAAUUUUUAAUAGUAUUUAAAAAUUGAAUACAGUCUCAGAACAUUGUGAUUAAGAUUAACUGUUAUAAUAAAGCAUUUAUACAUGUAAAA